AUGCCCUCCCUCGAGCGCGCCGCGGCCGACGACGACUCCGCCGCUGCCGUCGCUCCUGCCCGCGCCGCUGCUACCGCUCCUACCGCCGCCGCCGCCGCCUCUACUACGCUAUUCGCUCUUACGUCGCCCCUUAGGGUAACGACGCUAUCCCCGCCGCUACCUAUAACGCCCGGCCCCUUAGCCCUCGCCUCCGUCUCCGCUACCCCCGGGGCUACUAAGAAGCGCCUUACCGCCGCCGCCGCCGCCUACCGUAACCUCCGCGCCCUCGAGCGAUAG
Molecule: messenger RNA, 276 nt
Organism: Hirsutella rhossiliensis
Lineage: Eukaryota; Fungi; Ascomycota; Sordariomycetes; Hypocreales; Ophiocordycipitaceae
Exons: 3
Coding region: 1-276 (91 amino acids)
Source: RefSeq, a predicted model, not a curated record